Coregonus sp. 'balchen' is the source of this 10547-nucleotide messenger RNA. The record is from the annotation of a GenBank genome assembly. NCBI's taxonomy places the organism in Eukaryota, Metazoa, Chordata, Actinopteri, Salmoniformes, Salmonidae.
AUGUGGAUCCAUGGAGAUGAAGACUGGGAGAGAGGGAAAUGUCUCACACAGCAGUCUCCUGGGGCUGUGGUGUCAGCAGCCUCGAGCCAGGCUGUGAAUACUGAAAACACGGCAUCAUGGGGUUAUGUUUUGCUGCUACUGCUGUAUAAACAGAACUAGCCGCUAGCUACCAGCACUGUCUGCUCUGGCUGGAUCCUGAUCUUAGUGACGGGCCUGACGGGUCUCCAUGGUAGGAAAUGAAGAGUCACCGUGUACCGUGCAGCCACAGGCUUAGAGAUCCAAUCACUCCUCAGGGCUCUACAGUGCAACCAUUUACUCCCAUAUGCGCCUAAAUAUUUUGCUUUGUGACCUGGAAUUUUAAUUUCGGAGCACCAGUAUGCCUAGAAAAAUGAAGGAUUCUAGCUUAAUUACCUCAUAUAUUUCAUUGUGUUCCUACAUUUCUUUGUGUGUGCCUACAUUUUUUAAUUUAGAAUCACACGUGCUCCUUGUAAAUAAAAGGUCAGCGUAGAGCCCUGCUCCUCCGACCAAAACUCCCUUGGCCUCCGCUGGCCCCGCCAGGGCCCGUCAGGUCGGCACACUAACCUCUGCUCUGCUUCCCACUGCCUGAUAGACCUAGAUUACACAUUAGGCAAAGACCGAUUAGGAGCAUUAUAAUCUGGGUAAUCCAUGAGCCACUGGGGGAUUAGACCAUUAUUUGAAGCUGCUCGCAGUGGUCACAAGAGACAAUGAAUUCCCAUUUUCUUUCUGUCUUUCUUAGCUUUAAUUCAGGAAGGCUCAAGGAAAGCCUUAUCUAAAGCUAAGUGUAUCAGUUAAUGAUUUCAAAAAAUUGCACCUGCCUAGAACAGUGUUUUCCAUUGGUACUUGGGGUAGCCAGCCAAAUAGAAAAAGUAGCCAGCCAGGGAGUUCCGGGGAAAUUCUUUUUUGAGCUCUAUUUUGGUUGCAUAUGGUACAUUCUAAUACCUUGAUUCCAUCUGAAAUACACAGAUAAACGAUUUAAUACUUUGGUAUUGAGUAGAAAGACAUGACUUUGCAAUUAAAAUUACUGAAAUUGUAUAAAUUCAGUGUGUUAGUAGAUGUGGGUAUUGUCUAGGCCUAGGCUUCUAUGAUCAGGACUAUAUUCUAAGUAUGAUGACCUUCUUUAACAUUAAACCUGUCUUCUCUUGAGAUUCAAGUCAUGUUUACAGUUUUACUGCAAGAUAUGAAUUGCCACAAUGAUGUUUGUUAAAAUUAUGUAUUUUGUCUGCUGCGGACAUAAAGGUAAUAUGGGUGACCUAUACCAUUAACAGUUUGGCCUGUCAAUCAAUCACUGUGGGUGAGACAUUGAAGGAAGGCAGCAGAUUAUUAAUCUUGUCAGAAAAACUAGUCUAGUCUACCCUUUCAAUUUAGUUUGUGGCAAAAAUCUAAGAGAAAAGGUUGUGUUGUGUUCUGUCAAGUAAACAUAUAUCGUUUUUUUUUAUGCAAACAUUGUCCGGUUUUGUUCACCUCCACUUUUCUACAAAGUCAGGCGCCCAUGAAUAGACCUACAGGUAUGAUUGAACAAUGAAGCAGUUUGACAUGGGCUUUGCUACACAGAACAAACUCAAUCAUCAAGUUUGCUGACUACACAACAGUGGUAGGCCUGAUUACCAACAACGAUGAGACUGCCUAUAAGGAGGAGGUGAUAACCCUAGCGGAGUGGUGCUAGGAAAAUAACUUCUCCCUCAACGUCAACAAAAUGAAGGAGCUGAUCGUGGACUACAGGAAACGGCAGAGAGAGCAAACCCCCAUCCAUAUCGAGGCCACAGUGGAGAGGGUCAAAAGCUUUAAGUUCCUCGGCAUGCACAUCACUGAGGACCUGACAUGGUCUCUCCACACCACAGGAGACUAAAGAAAUGUGGCUUGGCCCCUAGACUCUCACAAACUUCUACAGAGGCAACAUUGAGAGCAUUCUGUCAGGCUGUAUCACCGCCUGGUACGAUAACUGCACCGUCCGCAACCGCAGGGCUCUCCAGAGGGUGGUGCGGUCAGCCCAACGCAUCACUGGGGCACACUGCCUGCCUUCCAGGACAUCUACAGCACCCGGUGUCACAGGAAGGCCAAGAAGAUCAUCAAAGACCCCAGCCACCCGAGCCACGGCCUGUUCCUCCAUCUAGAAGGAGGAGAGACAGUACAGGUGCAUCAAAGCUGGGACCGAGAGACCUGAUAAACAGCUUCUGUCUCCAGGCCAUCAGACUGUUAAAUAUUCACCACUAGCCGGACUCCGCCCAGUACCCUGCCCUGAACCUUAGAGACUGCUGCCCUAUGUACAUAGUCAUUGAACACUGGUCACUUUUAAUCAUGUUCACAUACAGUUUUACCCACUUUAUAUAUAUAAACUUUAUUCUAGUUAUGGCUCAUCCUAUAUAACUACUGCUGUACACCUUUUCUAUUCAUAUGCUGUCUAUACACACCAUUAUACACUCAGUGGCCAGUUCACGAAAACGGUUCAAUCCUACAGACAGUGAGUCACGUAGCAAUGGCUUGCUAUAUAAAGUAGGCAAAAAGGCAUCGAGGCAUUGUUACUGUACGAUUGAACGUUAGAAUGGGCAAAACGAGUGACCUAAGCGACUUUGAGCGUGGUAUGAUCGUCAGUGCCAGGUGCGCCCGUUCCAGUAUCUCAGAAAUGGCCAACCUUCUGGGUAAUUCACACAUGAGUGUCUAGGGUUUACCGAGAAUGGUGCAACAAACAAAAAAACAUCCAGUCAGCGGCAGUCCUGUGGGCGAAAACAGCUCGUUGGUUUGAGGUUGAAGUACAAUGGCAAUAAUCAUGCAAGCUAAUAGGCGGGCCACAAACAGGCAAAUAAUGGCACAGUACAACAGUGGUGUGCAGAACGGCAUCUCGGACCGCACAACUUGUCAGUCCUUGUCACAGAUGGGCUAUUGCAGCAGACGACCACACCGGGUUUGACUCCUAUCAGCUAAAAACAAGAAGAAGAUGUGGCUCCAUUAAGCACGCGAUCACCAACACUGGACAAUUAAGGACUGGAAAAACAUUGCCUGGUCCGAGGAAUCUCGGUUCAUGUUGCGUCAUGCUGAUGACAGAGUCAGGAUUUGCCGUAAGUAGCAUGAGUCCAUGGCCCUAUCCUACCUGGUGUCAACGGUACAGGCUGGUGGCGGUGGCGUAAUGUUGUGGGAAAUGUUUUCCUGGCACACAUUAGGUCCCUUGAUACCAAUUGAGCAACGUUUCCAUUCCCCAAAGAAUUCAGGCUGUUCUGGAGGCAAAGUGGGGUCCGACCCGGUACUAGAUGGGUGUACCUAAUAAAUAUUCCGGACUGUGACAUUGCUCAUUCUGUAUUUCUUGAUUAUAAUUUUUUUACUUAUUGGAUUAUGUGUGUGUUGUUUUGUAUUGCUAGGUAUUACUGCACAAGCAUUUCGCUGCACCUGCAACAUCUGCAAAUUUGUGUACCCAACCAAUAAACUUUGAUUUGAUUGAGAAAGCAGCAGCUGACUACUCCAUUGUUGACACUUUAAUCAAAUCAUUAGGCCUAUAUCAAUAUAUUUACUAAUACCAAAUAAGUAUCAUGACAUUAGUUUUUAAAACCUUCAAUCUGUUUUCUUUUAUCAUAUUUUGGACCAGAAUGAGGCUCUCUCUCCACUGCCUAUUGUUCCGUCAGUGAGGACUAAACAGCUUUAUCGAAUGUUUUCAUAAUUUAUCUGCAGAUAAUCUCCAAAAAGCAGUAGUAGCCUACCAGUAUGCAAAUUGGGGAGCCAAAUGAACGGCUCUCUCACCGAUUCGGUUCCGUUCACCUUAAAGAUAAGUUCAAAAAGAGCCAUCCGUUCGCAAACAACCCAUCACUAGGCUACAUCAAUGACUGUAUGGGGCUACACUGACGAGUCACUUUAGCGGUCACAGGCAAGUCUCGACAUGGGCUUCGAAUCCUAGGAAAAUACACACAAGAUCUUUGGUUUACUUGUCCCAAUGCAAUACCCUGGACAUAUAACUACGUUGUAUGAUUUAUGAAUAGCAAAGGGAUAUAUGAGAUUGACUUUAUUCAGUCAGUUCGACACCUUUUUAUAAACUACUUUCGGUCAUCCAAUCAAAUGACAGUAAAUAGCCUAUAUGACCAAUCUGUGGCUGGCUAAAGGCCUAUGAAACACGCAAAAUAAAAUGUAAAUGAAUGUGCCAUAAAACAAUAAUUAUGUGGAUUUCAACUCAUCGUUACCACUUACAUAACAUGGGACGUGUAAAUUCACGCACAGGAGACGACGAAGAAGCAUCAUGCUCUCCUUCCGUGAAAAUAAAUUUGACCGCAGCCAACCACAGCGCACAAAAAUAAUACAGGUUCCGAGAGUUUUGGGACAAACAGCAGACUAACAAAACAGAAGUUUGUCAUUGCUGGCUUUUGACUGACAGGCGCAUGUCAUCGAUGGCUGUGACUGACAGGCGCCUGUGCUAUCAAUAGAUUGCUAGAAGAUGCAUAUCGUUCAUUCUAGUGGGAAAAGCCUAUACUGACUUUUCUGACUAGCGAAUUUAAACGUUUAAAUGAAAAGAAGCCUGGUUAAUGAAGUGGGGAAAAAGUAGCCAGCUGACAAUGUCUGUUAUCGGCUAUUUAGCCGACAGCCGGCGCUUAUGGAAAACACUGCUAGAUUUGUUUCUCCAUCAACAUGUCCUGUUUAGACAGUCACAUUUUCACUGCCUGGGUUCUGCCCUUUUAUCCUUUAGUCCACUACUCUUGCUCUCUGUGAUCAUGUGUCAAUGUCCUUACGGUCCCUUCUCCAGGUUACUGUGUCAGGGUUUGGGGUGGAGGUGAGUUGAUGUGGCCUUGUAACCUUGAGCAGGCGUCGCUCCCUGUGUGCCUAACUUUGGUCUUGGCUCACUCAGAUCUGGAGACUCUCGUCUCUAAACCUACUGGGUGCAUGGAGUGCAUCAUGUCCACACAGACCGACUGGCAGCAGGAUUUGUCUGGGCUUUACCCCUGUGAAGUGGAGGCUCCUAGUGGAGCGCUAGGCUGGCAGACAACAGAUGCGGGGGGCUACAGAGGAAUUUGUAAGGCAAACAAGCUGUAAUCGUCUCCUGCGUCUGGCCUUGGUUUGGGGAUGGUCUGCAGGGCAGGGGGAGAGACCAGACAGAGACCGAGGGGGUACGGGUUAGUGUAGAGAGGAUUACAGCGUGCUGGGCUUUCAGUGCCUUAGACCAAAUGACAUGCGCACACACACUUGAGUUUAUUUGUGUGUUUCUAGGUUUACUUAUUAUUAGGCCUACUUCAAACAUUCUACCUGAACAAAGGUAGAAGACUGAAGCACAUGUCAAAAGUGAGUGAUGCUGUAACCUCCACUUUGGGCAGACUAAAUUCCAUUGAAAGGUUAAGCAGUAAAAAGUAUUGGCUAAGGGAGUUUAGUCUUUGUUCACAUACGUCAUUUAUUUACAGUUCCAACUGGGAGGAGACACAGACGCGUUUGACUAAUAUAUUUUCUAGAUGUCCUGAAUGAAUUCAUUGACAGUUUGCCAAGAAACCUAAAACACACCAGUCUAAAAUCACAAGGGAGGCCCAGAAAAAUCUGGUCAGUCAAGGGACCCCAGUCUCUCUUUUCGUUACCCUUGUCUACUUCAAUUUCUAUCAGUAGUUAUUUUCCACAUUUUUGUUGUUUUGUGGAUGGAUGAAUCAUUCUACACUACAUGAUAUACUGUAGGUUAGGCUAGUUCUGUGUGGGACAGCCAAGCCUUUCCUGUUUAGAGCCGACAUGCACAAUGUAAAAGAGAGCUACUUUUAAAACCACUUAGUGGAUUUCCACUUCACUUAGCUUUCCCUGCAAGCAGGUAGUCCCGUUUGUCUGUCACUGGCAUUGUCCCCAACUAUGUUUAGAGCGCUCAGAGUAACUCGAUUGACUUCUUUGACCUGUCUUCCUGAAUGGGGCGGUGCUUAGCCCCAAAUGACCAACAGGACGCUGUAACAAUGUCUGUACAGAACCGUACCUCAUAUCUCAAUACCUCAUAUAGAGUAUGUACAGGAUAUAGUCAUUGAAUUCAAUAGAAUGUACAUUUACUGAUAAUGUGUACUUUUUCCUACCCAGGUUUUGCUCACGUCGAGGUGAAAGCCUGUGACAUAGGAUAACUUUCUCCUGAACUUUAAUUUGAAACCGUCCUAAAUUGUUCUAUUGUUUUCCCUAUCUCUCUACCUUUCUGCAGUACAUCAAUGGUGGGAACCUGGAACAGCUGCUGGACAGCAACAAGCCUCUGAGCUGGGCUGCCAGGGUCAAGCUGGCCUGUGAGAUUGCCAAUGGCCUAGGCUACCUGCACUCCAAAGGCAUCUUCCACCGGGACCUCACUUCCAAAGUGGGUGGCAGUUAACUGUGGCUGGAUGCGUCUGAAAUGUGGUGCUCUAUAAAGGGAAUAGGGUGCCAUUUCAGAUGCACCUGUGUUUCCUUUCUAAAACAGAAUAAUACAUCUAGUCAGCCUUAAUGUACCGUAACGGGUGUGUUCCAGUGUGUUUUCUUCAAACCAUGGGAGUUGGGACCUGGUUUCCUCGCAUAGUACUUGAUGUUAUUGUGAUUAUCUGGCUAUAUCGGUUUCUUCAAUUGCGGGUUGAAACUGAGCCACAUGGGGCUUUGACUCAUGGGGCACCUCUUGAGUUGAAUCUAAUCGACCAACACUCUUUGUUUGGUGGCUAUGUGAUUUAGUUUAUUUCUGAUUCAGUUCAAGUAUGACUGAUUUGAGCAUUAACUCUGAAAACUUUCCCAUUUCCUCCAUAAAUGUCAGUCAUUUUAGAAGCUCAUAAUGGAAUUUGUGCUCACUGUCCUCAGAACUGCCUGAUCAAGUCUGAUGAGAACGGCUACACAGCAGUGGUCGGAGACUUUGGUCUCGCUGAGAAGAUUCCCAGCUAUGAGUAAGUCAUUUCCACGGAAACGGUUAUAUAUUAAACAGGAGCCAGUGCUAUACAAACACAAUGUUGGUUGACAUUCAUUGCUUAAACAGUUUUUAGCACGAUACAUAAGAUAAAGAUCAACACUGAAAUUGAAUCCCACGGUUUAAUCAACAAAAACUCCAAAAAUAAAAUCUAGAUUUGCUCCUUUGAGUCGAAGUCCAGUGAAAUGUCUCUGUACUAAAUGAAUGUGGGGCUGGGAGGUAAAGGGAUGGAGAAGUGCCAGUAGGAGAGGGUCAUUUGAUUAGGCAGGAACAUGAAGUACUGUUCAGGAAUAAACUGGCGCGCUAGGCUAAUAAUACCAGAGCAGGUUAAGAAGGCCUCUCUCUCGCUCUCGCUCUCGCUCUAGGCUAUGACUUCAGUAUUACAUAUUAAUCUGAUCAAGAAUCGGCCUUCUUUCAAAACAAAGUUGGAGAGAAAUAACAAAUAUUUUGGUUUGUCUAAUUGUUGCGAUAAAUAUUGCAAAAAUAGUCAAAUUGUGUGAUGUACUGUAAUGAAUUGCAUUAUUCCCUCACCCAAAAGGCUUGUAAACUCCCAGUCUGUUUAUCUUCCUGUACUUGUGUUGUGCCUGCAGUGGUGAGGGGGAGAAGUUGGCUGUGGUUGGCUCUCCCUUCUGGAUGGCCCCUGAGGUGCUGCGAAAUGAAUCCUACAAUGAGAAGGUAGGUCCCUGAUCUCUAACCCUUGACCUCUACUCUUGACAGGACUGGACAGGACCACUGGUCUGAUACACAUCAACCCCCCAAGCUAAGAACUCAUCUCAAACGUCUGUCUCUCUGUUUUCUUCCAUUUCCAGGCGGAUGUGUUCUCCUACGGUAUUGUCCUCUGUGAGAUUAUUGCCCGAAUACAGGCCGACCCCGAUUACCUUCCUCGCACUGAAGUGAGUAUUGCUCCGUUUCCUCAGUCCUCCUCAUCCCCUUGAUACAUCACGUUACAUAAGACUAACACUCAUAAGACUCAUGUCUGGGAUCUAGUUGAAAUGACGUUGGCACCAGGGGUGAAGAACAGCUUUUUCAAUAUGUUGGGUUAGAUGCCAAAAACAGAUUAACAUAGAUGAAAUCCCAGUAUGAAUUUCCUGUCUGACCUCUCUCUCCACUCCCUCCUUGAUAGAAUUUUGGCCUGGAUUAUCAUGCCUUCCAGCACAUGGCAGGAGACUGUCCUCUUGACUUCCUGCAGCUGGCCUUCAACUGCUGCAACGUGAGUGAGCCCUCAAUCUCUCAAUUUUCCAAAAACACAAAACUGAUUCCAAAAUCUUUAUUUUCUUGUGUGGGAUAGAAACUAGAACACAAUCUGAUUUAGCAGUACCCCUGAUCUUGUUUGACCUGGCUGCUGUAUCCCCCCUCCCUUUCCCCCCACUCCUCACCAUGUCCGUGUCCACUUUCUCCAGAUGGACCCCAAGCUGCGACCCUCGUUUCCUGAGCUGGUCAAGAGGCUGGAGGAGAUCCUGUGUCGGUUGAAGGCCGAGGAGUCUGAACAAGAGAGGAUCCCCCUCAGCGGGGACAACGAUAAGAAAACCUUCCCUAAAGGUGAUGCCUCCAACCACCUCAUAUCUAACCCCUUCAGAAGCCUGACUGCCAUGGCAGUGGAACUGUUUCAUGUAAUGAUUCUUGAAGAUAAUUUUAUGAGGAUAGCAUAAAAUUUGCAUGAUCAAAACAUCAUUUUAUGAGGAUAGCAUAACAUAUGCAUGAUCAAAACCAUAAACAUCACCACCUAAUAAACUCCCUAAAACAAUACAAACUGUGUAAAGAUGCCCCUCAGCUACCCAUUUCCCUUCAAUGUACAUUUCCACUGGCAAUAAAAGCUUGCCUGGCAUGACUGCCAUGUUAGCCCGCAGUCCUGCACCACUUGACACCCAGUUUCCGUGUAAUGGCUGCACAGUGCAGACCAAUGGUUUCUUGGAACCAGGAAGAAGCUAUUAACCAAGCAGCAGUGGGGCUGCCUCCCAAAUGGCACCCAUUCCCUUUUAUAGUGUAAUACUUUUGACCACAACCCACACUAUAUAGGGAAUAGGGUGCCAUUUGGGAUAUACCCCAGGUCUGCUCUAAAUAGGUACAGUGGCAAGCCAGGGAUGUCCUUUCCCUCCCCAGCGCUGUCCCAAAGAGUCCCCUCAGUCCUUUCCUCUACAUUUAUCAUGCAGUGUCUGUUGCAGGUUCAAGUUGCCUUACAAUUUAGCAUGACGUAAACCUCUUAACCUCUUGAGUGUUUCACAAUCACCCGAUUCUGUGAAGCAAAGAAUAAGAUAUAGUACGGUUAUUUGUUGUUAGGUGGAAACCACCAUGUAUCCUUUGAGUAGGUUGUAAAUCAUUUGUCUUUUCUCAGAUCCUAUUUUAUUUCUAAUUUGGUUCAGGGGCCAUUUGGAAUGUUAGGGCUGGGCUUUGUUUUUGUUUAGCUGGCUUUCAUUCCUCGGCCGGUCCCUCCUUCUUCACUGUUUGUUUACCUUCUGCAUCUACAUUCUCUGAGGCCCCAGUCCACUUUAGUAUUUCUACUUCAUAUCUUAAUUAUUGGCAUUCACAUAAUGUUUUGAUCUAUGCCAUUUACUUCAAUGUAAGAAUUUGGCUGUGCCUUGUUUAUUUCUCAUGCCUGUACUGUAUAUCUUUGCAUAUAUUGCCCCCUGGUGGUUACAUUGGGAAUGAACACUUCAAAACAAUAAUGUGUUGUGGAGUAGAGAUUUGACUGUUGCCACUCUGUCUGUCUCUCUGUGUCUCUGUCUCGCUCUCUCUCUGUCCAGGUGACAAGGUCCAGGGGAUUAAGAGGUUGAACCCGUUGGGUCUGCAGGAUGAUAUGAUCUCUCCCAAAUCACCCCGUCCUCGCCGCAACAUCUGGCUGUCCCGCAGCCAGUCAGACAUAUUUUCCCGCAAGCCCAGCCGUAAGGUGAAUGUCCACGACCCCUACUACAACCCGGGGCCCAGGGCUGCGCCAGGGGCCCGCAAGAUCAACCCCUUCAAUGCCCGCGAGGACCUGUGCGGAGGCAAAAUCAAGUUCUUCGAUGUGCCCAGCAAGUCUGUGUUCUCCCUGAUGUUCGACCUGCACUCUCCCCAGGACAAUGUGUUCUCCUCUGGGACCCAGAUCCACUCUGGAGCCCCCGUCCACCCGGGUAUGUGGCAGGAGACCUGGUUUACUGGCAGACAGUGCCGCUCUCUGCCCGCCUCCCCCCAGCUGGCCCUCUUGGACGGCUGCUGCCCCCUUUCUGCCACCGUCUCCAAGUGUGACCCGGCCCAGCUGGGCCAAGAGGUCCGACAGAAGGUGCUCAGCGCCUGGGCCAGGAAAUAUGCUGUGAUGGAGAUCCCUCCUUACUGUGGAGGGAAAGAAACAAUACAGGAGGAGAACAGAGUAGAUGAGAGCUGGUCUCUCUCUCCCAAGCCCAGUGACAGUACAGAGGCUAUGGACUGCUCCAGCAGCCAAGGGAGUCCAGAGGAGGACAACGUCAAGGGCAAACACUUCUGCUGCCCAAUGCAGGCCCAGAAUGGAGGCCCAGUGGGGGACAGUAGGGACGCAGUGUCUGAGGAGAUGGAGGCUGAGGACCAGGAGGGCAUGCAGCAUCAGGGCACUCCCUGUCCAACUGUCACCAUCAGCCCACCCACAAACAGAGACCAUCUGAAUCCCAUUGUACUGAUGCCAUGUACGGCCCCACAAACCUCCACAGAACUGCCCUCUAAGUGUGACAUCAUCUAG